AUGCUAGGGGUGGAGUCAGAGCACCCUGGCUGUCAUCAGGAGCUGGAGCCUGAGGAGGAAACUUCUAAACACCAUGGAGUUUGGUGGAAGAGGAAGAGCGGGAAGAGACCUUCUCCAUCAACCUUACAUGGGGUAUUUCAUUGCACAUUUGACUACAUAAAUAGACUCUUCCUAAAGGUUCGACCUCGAAAGCUAUUAUACAUGGCUAUUGGUGGUGAGUGUUGGGAAUGGGAACUGAAAUUUCCUCUUGUACAAGCAAAUGCUAUUGCACUGAAGAAAACAUUCAAGAUGUCAGAUCAUGAUGUGAAUAUACAAGAGUUUUUGGGUACAAGGUACCGGUAUGAUUUUUCAUCAUUCAAGAUUCGAUCACCAGUGUACGACAACUGGGGCAAAUGGAAGAAUCAUUACGAACGUUACUGUUCAUCUCCCCCAAAAUUCCAGAACAGCAGCUCCUCCCAUUUGUUACUGUUCAUCGCACCAGUUUUUGGGCUGCCAUCGCCUCCUCCGUCCACCCCAAGCGACGACAUGGAUAUCAAAAGAACCAGCACGUUGUCCUCUACCACCCUCACAUCUCAGCCGCUGCCAACCGUCGUCUGGAUCACCGAAAAAAGCAAGAAAUUGGCCGGUUUUUACCCAAAAUCUCUAUUGCUCGUUCGGGCGAUUCCGAGCACCAUUUUCUUCGAUCCAGAACUUGAAGAAUGGGAAAAUGUCGACCUGCAAUUGUGGCCAAACCGUCUCGUAUCGUCGAAUAGAGCGGUAGAUGGAAAAGGGUGUUUGGGACGAGGUCCCUCAGUUAUAGGGAUUGUGUCAUGCGAGCUUCAGCUGGAAGCUCCUCCAAUUGCGUUAAUAGGCAUGGAAAGCCUAAAGGUAAUUUAA
Molecule: messenger RNA, 876 nt
Organism: Prunus armeniaca (apricot)
Lineage: Eukaryota; Viridiplantae; Streptophyta; Magnoliopsida; Rosales; Rosaceae
Source: the annotation of a GenBank genome assembly